Molecule: messenger RNA, 1738 nt
Organism: Cannabis sativa
Lineage: Eukaryota; Viridiplantae; Streptophyta; Magnoliopsida; Rosales; Cannabaceae
Product: putative ubiquitin-conjugating enzyme E2 38
Exons: 1
Coding region: 355-1488 (377 amino acids)
Molecular function (GO): ubiquitin conjugating enzyme activity
Source: RefSeq, a predicted model, not a curated record
GAAAUUCUCAUUAAUCAUUUACUUGAAAUGACUUUUACUUUUUCCUGUGAACAACCUAACAACAACACCUAAAUAUCUCAACAAAAUUAUUUAUUUACUCUCUAAAUAAAAAAAAGUAACAAAUUAGUACGUACUCAUCGCUAAGGUAAAACAAUACGUUGAAAUCGUAUAUAACCCUUUUUUUUAUCACCGUUGAUUCAAAUCCACGUAGACUAAUCAUAUCAAUUGAUUUUACUAUUUGGGACCCACUCUUGCUGACGUCAUUCAUUAUUUAUAAAGCAACGAAGCUCUGUUUCUUUUUUUCUCUGUGGAAAAAAAAAAAUAAGAAGAUCAGUUCUUAGUAGUAAAGUGAUUAUGGCACAAAAUGGCACUGAGUUGGAGAACGAUAUUUUACCGUUUAAACGAUUCGACGUCGUUUCGAACGACUCUGAUCAUUACUACGCAAAACGAAAAAAUAAGGCAAAGAAGAACGACGUCGUUUCGGCUGGUGGUAGCGGUGCCGCCGUGGUGGCCACCGGAGAAGAUAAUCACGAUGAUGAUAGCUCAUCCAUGAACGACUGUGCUUCGGCUACAGUGAGUCAGGUACAUAAAAAGAUUAUGAAAGAGUGGAGAAUCUUAGAGAGGAAUCUUCCCGAUUCUAUCUAUGUGAGGGUUUACGAGAACAGAAUCGAUCUACUCAGAGCUGUGAUCGUCGGCGCCGCUGGUACACCGUAUCACGAUGGACUCUACUUUUUCGAUCUCGCUUUUCCUUCUGAUUAUCCUGCUCGACCUCCCAAGGUACACUAUCGUUCUUACGGGCUGAGGCUUAAUCCCAAUUUGUACGCGAACGGUACGGUCUGCUUGAGUUUGCUUAACACUUGGUCAGGGAAGACGACGGAGCGGUGGAAUCCGGCGGAAUCGACGGUUUUACAGGUUCUGGUUUCGAUUCAAGCUCUGGUACUGAACGAGAGACCGUAUUUCAACGAACCAGGAACUGGAUUGUUCGGUCAAGCUAGGUGGGAGAAGUAUUCAAGGGAUUACAACAGAGAUGUUUUUCUCUUGUGCUGCAAAACUACGAUUCAUUCGAUUCGAAAUCCGCCGAAGCAUUUCGAGGAAUUCGUCGCCGCGCAUUAUCGAGAGAGAGCCAAGGUUUUUCUGGGCGCGUGUAGAGCUUACGCGAAUGGACGCGUGAGAAUCGGGUACUAUAGGGAUGGUGAUGAAAACGACGUCGUUUCGGAAGAGAUCUACGUAUCGAAAAAGUUCGUUGGGACGAUGAAGCUGAUUUAUUAUCAACUGGUGACGAGUUUUUUGAAGGUUGGAGCUACCGGCAUCGGCGGGCAUCAGUUGAAGUUGGUGAAGAAAACGACGUCGUUUGAGGUGGAAAGUAAUGGGAAGAAUCAGAAGAAGAAGGCCUUUGUUGAGAAGCUUGUUACGACAAUCAAAAGGGUUUUUAGAUUGGUAAACAAGAAAAGUGGCAAAAAUAGCAAUAAUAAUGCUAUUUCUGUGUAAGUAAUAGAAGUUAGAACAAAGUUAGGGACCUGUUUGCAAAAUUGUCUUAUUCUCUUUAAGGGGGUAGUAGCAAAGUCUUAUUUUAAUUUUCUUAGGGUUUCUUUUUUCCUUUUUCUUUUUUUGAUUUAGGAUAGUUUGGUUCUCUGUUUUCAAUAAUUGCAUAUAAUGUUAUUUGUUAGUACGUUACUAGACAUAUAUGAUUUUAAUUUUAUUUUUAAUCCUAAAGUAAGAAUUAAUCUACAUGAUAAAA